GUGAUACACUUCUGAAUGCACAAGUUAGCAGCUCUAAGCCUGCAAAGGGGGAGUCAUCAAUUCCACAAGUUUCUCCAGGAUUGACUGAAAGCCAUACAGUAAAUGGAGGAAGCUGGAAUGAGAAGUCUGUAAAAAUCUCCUCACAGAUUGGUGUAGGGGAGGAGAAAUGGACAUCUGUUCCUUCAGCUGCAGCUGGGAAGAGGAAGACUGAGACAUCAGCUUGGGGCCAGGACACUGGAGAUGCUAAUGGAAAUGGAAAGGACUGGGGUGUAACCCUGGUGGGCAGGCCCUGGAAAGAGCGUUCUUUGUUCACUCCUAUUGCUGCUUGGAAUGUGGAUGCAAGGAUUAAUACCUCUGAACAGAAUUCUACUUCUUUCUCUUCAUUUGGAUUAACUCCUGGAGUUUCUGGAUCCAACAAUGAGUCAGUUUCUCAGGCUGGUACUUCUGAUUUUCAGUGGGAUUUAAGUCAUGCUCAACCCCCUGUUGAUGACGAAUGGUCUGGGUUAAAUGGACUUUCUUCAGCUGAUCCCAGCUCUGAUUGGAAUGCACCAGCAGAAGAGUGGGGAAACUGGGUGGAUGAAGAAAAAGUUGCUUCUGUUCCUCAGCCUGAAGAGAUAUCUGAUGUUCAGAAGGCUUCGGAUAAUGAAAGAGAAAAAGCAGAGCCAAUUCUUCAGAGUUCUACAAGUGGCAAAUCCAAGAAAAAGAAGAAGAAAAAGAAGAAGCAGGGUGAAGAGGCUAACUCUCCUGCACAGGACACUGAAGAACUGGACAGAGAAGCUGGAGAGGAAUUUCAGGAGGAUACCUCAAAAGUUCAACCACAGCAGGAAAUAGCUUUUUCUCUGAAGACCAUAAGUACUAGUGAACCAGCUAAGCCUGAGGAGGCUCCUUCGCUUGCUGUUUCUACUGAGCCAUCUGUAAUUGUAUCAGAGAGCGAUUCUGACAAGAUCGCUUCCCAAGUGCCACAGAUGCUGCAAGAGACAGAUGUUUCUAGUACCAAUAUUAAGCAAAACAGUGUGCCUCCUCCACAGACAAAGUCUGAAGAAAGCUGGGAAUCUCCCAAACAAGUUAAAAAGAAGAAAAAAGCAAGAAGGGAAACGUGAACUUCCUGAGAUGGACAUGUGUUGCUGAAUACUGUCAUGAAGAUUAUGCUGUUUAUGCAAUAAUUUGUGAACAUGUACAGAAUUUUAUAUAAAUUUAAAACAAUUUUUAAAACAGAACUGCUGUGAACACAAACAUCUUUAAAAAGGAAUCAAAGGAAGGUAACUUUAUGAUAUAGCAUACAGAACAUGCUACAUUUGAAAGACAUUCUGAAGAGUCUGUUUUUCCAACUUUGGAGAGAGAUCUUAACUAAAAAAACUGGUUUUACAACACAGUGCCCUGUUUACAACAGAUUAUACUCUCAUCUACAGCUGCGGAUAAAAGAUUAACUUCAAGGAAGGGUUUUCUGUAAAAAUAAUUGUCUGUACAAUAGUGGGUGUUUCUUGCCUCUCUUAUGAGUGAUGCAUUAGGAGCACAGAAUGUCAACCAUUUGAAUUUGUUUCAUGCCUAAAUCAAAGUGCUUUGAUUAAAUACAUAAUCUGCCAUAUCUUUACAGUAAGUUGGUUAGCAAGUAUGCUAGCUAUUACAGGAAUCACAAGUGCAAAUCAUUAACCAUUUGUACAGUCAGACCUUCACGGUUUAUUAUAUGAAGUUAACACAAUAAAACUGCUUUGGG
Balearica regulorum gibbericeps (East African grey crowned-crane) is the source of this 1714-nucleotide messenger RNA. Lineage: Eukaryota; Metazoa; Chordata; Aves; Gruiformes; Gruidae. The record is from RefSeq and is a predicted model, not a curated record.